GUUCCGCCCCCGACCGAGUGCGGGAAGAGGGCGGACUCUGGCGGGAGGCUCCGGGAACGCUUGAGCCGCGAUGGCAGCUGAGAAGAGAAACGGGCUGUCCGGCCGACCGGGAGACGCGUGAGACGACAAAGCGCGACGGCCAUGCUGCGCCUCAGUGUCCUGCUGCUACUCACCUCUCUAUGGAGGUCACUGCUUUCUGCGGCCACCCCAGAAUCUUCUGUCUUCUUACCAGCACCACAGAAUUUGACAAUUACCUCAUAUAAUUUUCGGAAUACAUUGAGAUGGUCUCCAGUUAAUGGAAUCAAUGGUACGGUGUCUUACAACGUUGAAUUCUGCUGGGACACAGAGCAACAUUGCAAAAAAACGAACUGCACAAAUACAACAAAGCCUGAAUGCGAUUUUGAUAACAAGCAUUUUCACACAGUCAUUUUACGUGUUAGGGCUCAACAAGGGAAAUUAAAAUCUGCCUGGACUAAAACAGCUUCCUUUCAGCCCAAGAGAGACACUGUUUUGGGACCUCCAAGAUCAAUAACUAUAGUCACAGAACCUGGCUUGCUUGUUGUAAGGUUCUUGCCUCCAUUUGACCAUACAUCAAAUUUCACUGCCUUUGGAUAUUCAAUAGACUACUGGGAUAGUUCAACACAUGAAAUAAUGACAAAAUACACAGAUGAUCUAGAAUACAGCUUCACAGAUCUCAAAGAAAGGACAGAAUAUUGCUUUCAGAUAAAAGCAAUUCUUGUUCAGGAUAAAAGACCAGGACAAAAAAGUGAUCGUCAUUGCAAACAAACUGCAACUUCUGUGGCAACAACAAUUAUCUCUGUCACAUUGAUAUUUGGAUGUGUGAUUUUUAUAUAUGUUGCAAUAUUUUUGUGCCUCAUAGUUAUUCGAAAGUAUCGAAGUAAAAUUAAAAUAUUUUGGCAGGCUCCUCUAACUAUUCCAUCUCACUAUGAAGAGGAUUUAAAAAAUUCUGAAAUGAUUAUGGAUGAAGAACUCCAGAAUUGUGCAGGAGAAGACACUUGGGACACUUUGUCAGUUAUCACCAAUGCAGAACAAAGUCAAACUCUGACAGCUUCACUAAUGAAAAUCAACAAGUAGAUUUAUUGAAAGCUGAAGAAUCCACUUGAGGCUAAACCAUAUUGUUCACUUGUGAGAUUUCACUAGAUAAUUGUUUCAGUGACCUCUUUUUGAAGAACAUCCAGCUGCAAAGCAUGCACUCUCCAUGUCAAUUGGAAACAAACACAAAAUAUGCAGUAAGGGAUCCCAGAUAUUAUGGAUUGAUAUGGAUCUAUUUGAAGGCAUCUCAAGUGACUUGAAAAGGCUGCUUUAUUUCCUGUCUCAUAUUCUGAUGAGUCACCAGAGAACAGAGGUACUUUCCAUCAGGAUGACUGCAUGAUGACUCACUGCAAUAUACUAAAACCUUGAAGAACAGAAGUCAGUUUUAACAUGCUAUUCAGCUAAUGAAACAGCUUGAGACUGUAGUGCUGCAUAGAAACACAAGUGCAAAGAACAUGCACCAAUGAUCUCAUUUAAGCCCAUCUACAGAUGUGAUAUUAAAGUAUGUUAUUUCAAUGUUAAUGCAGGAGCACUGGUGCUGAAUUCACUUCCAGACUCAGUUAAAGGGCUUUAUCUUUUAAUUACUGUGGCUCUACAUAUCUUAAGGAGGGCCUACUCCCAACUUCUCACCCAUUCAUAGUUGUCAUCUGCAUUUUUUCCUUUAUAGAAGACCUGAAAACCACUGAACCUCUUUAUUGAAGCAGCCACAUGAUAGAAUACCUUUCCUGAAGCAAUUUAGCUACUACCUUCACUUUAUAAGUUCCACUGAAAUUUGAAACUUUCUUUUUUUAAAUGUAUUUUUGAGCUCGUGUGCAUAUUUACUAUUUGAUUAUGUACUGAAUUAUAUGUGGUAGUUUUCUAAUUUUAAAUGGAAGAACCAUGUAUUGCUAAUUGUUUACAUUAGGAAUCAAAUUGCAAUCAAGGCUGCUGGAGUAAGAUUUGAUGUAUCUACUUAGUGCAAAUUGUAAAGGUUUUUUUCCUUUCCAUUCAUUUUAUUAGGGAAUGGAACAUUUAACUUGCUGCUUAUGCCAAAACAAGACAGAUGGUGCUGUUGCUGAAUUGCCAAUGUCUGAGUAGGUGCAGCAAUAUUACUGUAAUAAGUUUUUGUGCAAAUCACACUUUUAAAACA
Varanus komodoensis (Komodo dragon) is the source of this 2182-nucleotide messenger RNA. RefSeq names its product interferon gamma receptor 2 (gene IFNGR2). Gene Ontology annotation, cellular component: membrane. The record is from RefSeq and is a predicted model, not a curated record. Gene Ontology annotation, biological process: blood coagulation. NCBI's taxonomy places the organism in Eukaryota, Metazoa, Chordata, Lepidosauria, Squamata, Varanidae. Bases 142 to 1095 code for a protein of 317 amino acids. Gene Ontology annotation, molecular function: protein binding. The transcript is spliced from 7 exons.